CUCGGCACCGGCAGACGGUCGGCAUGCUGGAAGAGGAGACUAGGUGAUGGUCUCUGACGAGUAGGACGGUUUAACGUAGACUACUUUCAUAUUUCUGUCUCCGUAGUGUUCGCCUGGUUGACAUUAUUGUCCCUGGUGCAGCUUGUCUUCUAGCCGAAUGAGGAAACCGCUGCUUCCUCGCUUCCUGUUUCUAAUCUGUCAGAAAACGCACCAACUCGCAUCAUGGUGGCCGGGGAGCUCGUGCAGGAGCAUCUGCGCGCGGACACCGGCGCACCUGACGACAUCACGGUGAAGCCUCGCGAGCCGCAGGGAGCAGCCGAGCGGCGCGAGGAUCACACACACGGAGCGGCGCCGGCGAGCGGGGCCGAGGAGACGGACGCAAGCCGGGAGCAGGAGACCGAGAAGGAGGCGCAGCCGGAUGAAAGAGCGGCGAUGCUGCCCGACGGAGGAGGCGGGGAGGCGGAGGGGGAGGAGGGGAAGAAGCUAGAGACGAGACUGUACUGGCGCCGGUUCGCUGUGCUGACCGUUUUCAGCCUGUACUCGCUGGUGAACGCCUUCCAGUGGAUCCAGUACAGCAUCAUCGCCAAUGUGUUCACCAGGUAUUACGGGGUGGCCAACGACAAGGUGGACUGGCUCUCCAUCGUCUACAUGGUGGCCUACGUGCCGCUCAUCUUCCCCGCCACCUGGCUGCUGGACCGGAAAGGUCUGCGGCUGACGGCCCUGCUGGGCGCCGGCCUCAACUGCGCCGGCGCUUGGCUCAAAUGCGCCAGCGUGAGCCCCGAGCUGUUCGGAGUCACCGUCACCGCGCAGGUCAUUUGCUCCGUGGCGCAGGUGUUCAUCCUCGGCCUGCCCUCUCGCCUCGCCUCGGUGUGGUUCGGACCCCGGGAGGUUUCCACCGCUUGCGCGACGGCCGUGCUGGGGAACCAGCUGGGAACAGCGAUCGGCUUUCUGUUGCCUCCAGUUUUGGUUCCUAACACACCUAAUGAUGUUCAACUGACGGGUCACAACAUCAGCGUCAUGUUCUACGGCACAGCUGCUGUCUCCACGGCGCUCUUCGUCCUCACGGUUAUAGUGAUAAAGGACCGACCUCCUCUCCCUCCCAGUCAAGCCCAGGCUGUCUUACCCGACUCUCCUCCUGAAGAUUACUCCUACAAACAAUCCAUUAUCAACCUGAUAAAGAAUAAAGCCUUCAUCCUGCUGCUCGUUAGCUAUGGUAUAAUGACUGGUUCCUUUUACUCUGUCUCAACACUUCUCAACCAGAUGAUCAUGGCCUGCUAUGAGAACCAGGAGCUGAAUGCUGGAAGGAUUGGUUUGACUCUUGUUGUCGCUGGGAUGGUCGGCUCCAUCCUCUGUGGCCUGUGGCUGGACCACACAAAGACAUACAAGAUGACCACUCUAAUCGUUUACAUCCUCUCGUUUCUGGGUAUGGUGGUCUUUACCUUUACCCUGGACCUUGAUGACAUCUACCUAGUCUUCUUCACUGCUGGAGUCCUUGGGUUCUUUAUGACAGGUUACUUGCCUCUGGGCUUUGAGUUUGGAGUGGAGAUCACCUACCCAGAGUCUGAAGGAACAUCGUCCGGACUCCUCAAUGCUUUCGCUCAGAUAUUUGGGAUCAUUUUCACACUGAUUCAGGGAAAACUGACCACAGAUUACAAUCCACUGGCUGGAAAUCUCUUUCUCUGCGCCUGGAUCUUCCUGGGAAUCCUUCUCACUGCCUUAAUUAAAUCAGAACUGAAAAGACACAAUGUCAACAUGGGAGCAGACAGCAACCACCUGCAAGCACUUCCUACUGAGUGUCUCGGGGACUGCCCUUUAGAGAAGAAAAGCAACGGAGUCAAGCUGGAGCCCUCAAUCAGCUUUUCCCGUGAAACCUCACUGUGACCUGCCAAGUCACUGGACAGCUGAGGAGGUCCCCCUGCUGCCCCGGGAAACAUGCCGGCGCCACAAUCUACGUGAAGUUCCACAAAGGUGCACCUGAUUUUAAUUGCAAAGUAUAAUCUCCUCAGUAACUGGAAAGCUGGAGCUCUCUGGGCGUGCACCACCUCUAAUCGAGCACGGCCACAAUCUAUAGUGGAUUCAGACCAGGGGACCAUCAUGCUACAGAGGGAGUUGAACAAUGCUCCAUUCAAGCCGUCAAAGAGCCACUGAAUGUCUUGAGGCUUCUGACGUUUGCAUUGAGGAAGCACCACUGUGGGUUUCCUCUUGGAGAGGUCGCUGUGGAUGCAUAAAAUGAGUAUGCAAGCAAUGACAUGCAGAAGAAGCUCCACUGCACUUUAUACUGUAAGUGAAGCAUGGCAUUUAGUUUGGUUAUUUUAUGUAAAUGCAGGUUUGAAGGUAAACAGACUGGUAAAAUGAGCUUCCAGGUCCUGGAUGGCUAUCACCUGGUUUCACAGGAGCAGGUGAAGAGGGCCAUUCUGCUUGGUUUUGCACUGCAGCCACUGCACCAGGCCAACAUUUCCUGAGUUUACUUGAAUUAUCCUUUGAUGCUCUAGACCGCAUUUGUGAAAACCAUCGGACAUAUUGCUCAUUUGGUUUCUUUCCAUGUUGAUAAUCCAACAGGAGCUUGGACUCCGAUUCCAUCCUGAAAUCUUUUCUGCUUCGGUUAAGGAUUAGCAGCAUAAGUCAUGUUUAUUUUCCGAAGAGGCAGCAUGUAUUUCAGAAUGUCCAAGAUGCAGUUCAUUUUGAACACUGGUAGGACUAAUAAUGGCAGUGAGUCCUGGGAUGUCUAGACAGAUAUAAAGUGCAUGGAAGUAAAUGCAUCUUCCUCAGCUGACUUUCUCUAAAAUAAUCAUGGAAAUUUUCACAGGUUUUUAUUUGCUGGUUCUUUAGGAGAGAGACGUUUACAUAUGAAUGUGCUUUUUAUCUCCUCUAGAUAGCAUGUCAGUCUGUUAAUGUCCAGUGAAUGAGGAAAAAUUGGAAACAUUUCUGUCUUUCAGAUUCCAGGGAUGCAUCCCUCAGCUUUUUCCCUCCUGUCCUUCCAUUUACUCUCUACCACACAGGGACAAAGAGAGAGGAAUGGAGGUGGAGGAAAGUUAUUUGUCACUUAUGAGGGGGUCCAAACUGAUACCAACAAUCAAAACUCUUUGCUCAUAAUUCACAUCAUUCAAAAAGUAAAUGAUAACCAAUCUGUUGAGUCUUUAUCUACGGGCUUCUUUAUAAAGUGAUGUAUUUUAGUCAUUGCAGGAUUUUUUUCUUCUAUUUGACUGGCAGUCACCUACCUGCAACAACUAAUGUUUGACAUUCGUCUGUCUCUGUAGGAAUCCUGUCCAUGAUGUUGUCAGACACUUCUAGUAACCUCUGAGUCUGUCAGUGGCAAAAUCCAGCGCUUUGACAUGGACAAAUUCCCCAUCAGGCAACAUUGCAGCUGUUUUGCCAGUGCUAGUUAAAGCUUUGUCACUCCAUAGUGGAUCGAUUCCAAACAUUUCUGUUUCUUUUAGUCAUUUAUGCGCAGAACAUCAAGAUAGUUGGGCCUAGGUUUAAAAGUACUGAGAUUAACUUUUAAUGUGAAACAGUUGCUAUCACAAAAAGUAAAUGAUGCAUGUGGAGAAAAUUUAUAAACUCUAAAAAGAUUUUAAAAAACAAACAAUUAUGAUGUCAGAGAAAUAGCUUUCUGCAUAAUUAAAACACAAUAUGUGGUGGAUACAAUAUGUGGCUGGCUUGUUUCAAUGACAACACAGAUGUGCUGCUGUGUUCAAACCACUCAAACUCAAACCACUAUGGACCAAACAGAAUGUGAAACCGUUCUGAGUUCAGUGCACAAUGAGAAACACGCACAACUUCAAGUUUUGUACUCAAAUGCAUGAUUUUCGAUGUGUUUUAAAUGUUGACUGUUGUCCGUUAUUACACUGAGAAUCUGUGUGUAUGUAUAAGCUGCUGUUGGUGAGACGUGGAGGAGUGACAGAAAGAAAGCCGCAAACAGUGGAAAAGGAGAAGCACAAAACACUUUAGUUUUCCAUUGUCACGUUCAUGUUGUCUCUCAUGUAUAUAUUGACUUUUGCUGAAAUAAUUUUUCUAUUUUAAUCUUUCUUUUAUAACUCAGAAGUAUACUUUUUAAACUUUGAUAUGAAUGCUGUUAACUUCUGUUUAACUGACACUUAGCCUACAUCCACUUCUUUGUCCAAACUCUUAAACCGAGUCAACAAGACAUUCAUUCUGUGGCAUUAAUGUGACAGAGUUCACUGGUCUCUACUGACAACAUACCAGCUCACACAGUUUUCCAAGUAAACCAAUCUAUUCAUCAAUGAAUCCACAACUUACAAGUUACUUUACAGAUUCUAAUUGAGUCAAUGUAAUGUUUAAUUUAUUUGAAGUAAAUUAUGUGUUGUUAGGACUUAAAGUAGGGCUUUAUUGUUUCCCACAGCAUGAAUUUGUGAGCCCCACAGCAUAUUAGAACCCAUCUUCACCGCCUACAACAAGAAAGUAAUACAUACAUGAAAGAAUCACAGUUCUUUUAUUUUAUAUUUUGAUGCAGAUUUUACACUUUUGUGCUUUUACGUAAGUAAAAUCCCUAAAAGAUGUGAGCACGUCUUCCAUUACUCUUAUAAAGAAUGCAUUAUUUGGUAAGGAAAAUAUAUAUUUAGGGAUUCUUUAUUUUGUUUUAUUUUACAAAUAGCAGUAAUUCCACCACAUCUUUACCCCAACAAGCUUCGUGUCAGUUAACGUUUUUCUAUCUUUACUGGAAAUGGAAAUCAAACUACUGCUCUGUUAGGGCAGUAUUAGUUGCUGUAAAGAGCACGACAUUCCAAAGACACUGCUGUAGAAUCAAUAUUACUUAACAGCAUUUGGCAGUGACAGUUGGGUGUUACAACAUCAGGCGUUUUGCUCAUUUUUCUCUGAAAUACUGACAUUUUUAUGCUUUACCUUUAACAUGGUAGCGUACUUCUCCAAACCACUAUUCAAACUUCUUUUUAACUACUUCAUGGUUAAAAUAAUUUAUUUGCUUCUACUCUUCUUGCAAGCCUAAAAUAUUUUGUGUCUAAUUUUUUUUUUUUUUUUUUUUUUUAGGAAUGUUUGAUGCAUUCUUCUGUUUUUGGUUUCUAGCUAAUGAUGAUGAAUCUUUUCUUUGUCUUUCUCAAAUUUUUGUAACGAGCUUUUGUAGAGCACGAAGUCUUGGGAUCUGGUCAUAUCAUUUAUUUUUCAUGUCAAUGCAGACUAUUUAUUUACCUGUGAAUAAAUAAAUUAUUGUAAAGGGCACUGAGUGAACGUUUGAGAGGGAGAAUGAUAUGUGGUGCUCUGGUUUGAUUGGUUUGUUUGGGUGGUUAUAUUUUGCUUGUCUCCAUCUUGAUAUGAACAUUUCUCUAUAUGACCAAAAUGCGUCAUGUGAAAUCAGUAAAGCAUAUUUACGUGUUGUGAUACCGUAUUAAACCCACUAAAUUUGU
This is a messenger RNA of Amphiprion ocellaris (clown anemonefish), 5378 nucleotides long. It is a transcript of the gene flvcr1, whose product is annotated as FLVCR heme transporter 1. Bases 223 to 1881 code for a protein of 552 amino acids. The record is from RefSeq and is a predicted model, not a curated record. Gene Ontology annotation, molecular function: heme transmembrane transporter activity; heme binding. The transcript has 10 exons. Lineage: Eukaryota; Metazoa; Chordata; Actinopteri; Pomacentridae. Gene Ontology annotation, biological process: transmembrane transport; mitochondrial transport; erythrocyte differentiation. Gene Ontology annotation, cellular component: membrane; mitochondrion.